CUUCUAAUCCUUAAUAGCUACAGCAGCCAUGUAUCAACUAAUUUUAUAGAUGUCUACAAUGGCAACCGCAUCCUGUUAGCUAUCUUUCCACCCCACGCAACCUAUAGCUUGCAGCUACUUAAUGUAGUUAUGUUCGCUCUAAUGUUGAAAGUAUACUUAAAAUAA
Messenger RNA from Exserohilum turcica Et28A, 165 nucleotides. RefSeq lists its product as uncharacterized. NCBI's taxonomy places the organism in Eukaryota, Fungi, Ascomycota, Dothideomycetes, Pleosporales, Pleosporaceae. The record is from RefSeq and is a predicted model, not a curated record. The transcript has a single exon. The annotation marks the transcript as partial.